Oncorhynchus kisutch (coho salmon) is the source of this 1309-nucleotide messenger RNA. RefSeq names its product ubiquitin carboxyl-terminal hydrolase 37-like. The record is from RefSeq and is a predicted model, not a curated record. Bases 361 to 888 code for a protein of 175 amino acids. NCBI's taxonomy places the organism in Eukaryota, Metazoa, Chordata, Actinopteri, Salmoniformes, Salmonidae. Gene Ontology annotation, biological process: protein deubiquitination; G1/S transition of mitotic cell cycle. Gene Ontology annotation, cellular component: cytosol; nucleus. The transcript is spliced from 7 exons. Gene Ontology annotation, molecular function: cysteine-type deubiquitinase activity.
ACUUCAUCCCCCUCUCCAAUUCCAACUGACCGUUCUGAACGGAAUUUGUCCGCCACCUCUGACCCCUCACCCUCUGACCAACUCUCCUCCCUCUAUCCACCUCCCUCUCCUGUUAACUGUUCCUCUCAGCCUUGCUCUCCUGUUAAACAGCCCUCUCUCCCCAGGUCACCUGCCAAACACCCUUCCCCAGUGAAAUCCUCUCCAGUGGUGUCCCGCCCUAGUUCUCCCUCUCCUACCAACACUCUGGACAGUCAUGGAGACACCAGCCAAGAGGGCGCAACAGUCAGCUUUACAAGCUCAGCCACCAGAAGGUCAGAGGAGACCCAGGGGGCCAGAGGAGAACGGGGGGCCCUGGUCAACAUGGAACUUCUUGGGUUGCCUAACAUUGGCAACACUUGCUUCCUAAACGCCACCCUGCAGUGCCUCCUGGUCCUGCCUUCCUUCUCAAAGGAAAUCCUACGCCAGGAACAACUCUGGAGCUCCUCCCCCUUCUCCAACCUGCUCAGGUGUCUGUCUGAUGUGCACCGUUCGGGUCUACUUGACAGUGGCGCAAACCAGGCCUCAAAAGCAGACCUCAUGUGGAAGGUCAAGUACUCCUUGUCGGGAUAUGAUUUGAAGUAUCUGGGGGACACGCAACAGGACGCACACGAGUUACUUGUGAAUAUGCUGUGCCAGCUGAAGGAGGAGGGCAUGAUACUGAAGACACUCGGGGUGAACUAUACCUGCCCUGUUUCCCAGCUGGAGUUCCAGCUUGUCUCAGUGUGCACAUGUACCAGAUGUGGGCGCGAGUCGUCCACCAGAGAGGACUACAAUCACCUCUCAUUGGACUUCAGCUCUGAGCGCACCUUGCUAAGCAGCCUAGCACUCACUUUCAAAGUCAGCACGUAGGGUUUAGCCCUGGGUGUAGAGACUAACACCCAGGGCAAGCUGCCCACUGUCUCAGAAUACGGUAUCUUAUUAUUGUAGUGGUAUCACUCAUUUUGUAAUGCUUUUGUUUCUAACCCAGGGCGAAAAGGUUGAAUUCACAAGUGCAGGCUGCAAGGGCCUCCACGCCUCAAAGGUGGAGCAGUUCCACACACUACCUCUAGGUUUGGAGGACCUGGGGGGUUGGAGAAGCUGGAGGCUCCUCUUUUGUUUCCUUCGGAGCUGAGGCUCUCCACCUUCUGUGGGGACACGGUGCCACCCCUGCACAGUGCCAGCCCACAGGCCCUCACCAACCAGAUCCCCAAUAUCCAGGUGUCCAUCCACCAGACCCUCGCCAGCCAAGUCUCCAACCCACCUGGAGAGGCCAAAGAUAGCCCCCUCUGCU